Molecule: messenger RNA, 1338 nt
Organism: Henningerozyma blattae CBS 6284
Lineage: Eukaryota; Fungi; Ascomycota; Saccharomycetes; Saccharomycetales; Saccharomycetaceae
Exons: 1
Coding region: 1-1338 (445 amino acids)
Biological process (GO): regulation of DNA-templated transcription
Molecular function (GO): sequence-specific DNA binding; DNA-binding transcription factor activity
Source: RefSeq, a predicted model, not a curated record
AUGUGCAAGGAACAAGUUGACGUUUUAGAAAUAUUCUGGAGCCAUCGUCCAUCGUUCGUCCAACUCCGCCAUUCCUCCAACUCAACAAUGUAUGCUGCAGAUGGCGCUGGUUUGGACGAUUCCCUCUUUGACGAAAUCUUGAACCCAUCCCAACUAUUCGACGACGUCGAGGAUGAUCUAUUACUCGUCACAACCGAUAAUUCAACUUCAACGAAUCAAUUGAUAAAAUUAACUUCUACCACCACUCUCCCCUCCACCACGCUCCCCGCCACCACGCUCCCCGCCACCACGCUCCCCGCCACCACGCUCCCCGCCACCACCGCAAGCAAGAAACGUGUUCUUGCCAAGACAAGACCCGCAUUUGUCAAUAAGCUCUGGAACAUGCUCAAAGAACCAAUCAACCAAGAUAUGAUCCGAUGGAACGACGAUGGCAAAAGCUUUCUUGUUGUUAAUAGAGAAAAAUUCGUCCAUCAUGUGUUACCCAAUUAUUUCAAACAUAGCAAUUUUGCAUCCUUUGUCAGACAAUUGAAUAUGUAUGGCUGGCAUAAAGUUCAAGACAUCCGUAGUGGCUCAAUGAACAUGGCAAAUACCAACGAUGAAAAAUGGCAAUUUGAAAAUCAAAAUUUCAUCAGAGGUAGAGAAGAUUUAUUGGAAAAUAUCAUUAGACAAAAGUCUUCCUCAAGCGCGACCGCAACCGCAAAUGCAACCGCAAAUGCAACCGCAAAUGCAACCGCAAAUGCAACCGCAACCGCAACCGCAACCGCAACCGCAACCGCAACCCAUGAUUCCAUACCCCAAUACAAUGAAGAUUCCCAAUGUCGUAUAUCCAACCUUCUACACGAUUUGAAAAAACUAAGAUAUAACCACGUCACGAUUUCCAACGAUCUUUUAAGAAUUCGCAAAGAUAACGAAUUGUUAUGGAAAGAAAACAUAAUGGCAAGAGAAAGACACAGGUCACAACAACAUGAUAUCGAGAAAGUCUUGGAGUUUUUAACUUCAAUGAAAUCCCAACCCAACAUCAAAUUGCUAUUAGACGCUUCUUGCUCCACGCCCCCUGCUACAAAUAUCCUUGAAGAUGGAUCGGCCAUAAUAAUCAAUACUCCAACACAAAUAAUCAAUACUCCAACACAAAUCUUCAACGAUCUUUACCCAUGUUUGCCAUCAUCACAUUACACAAAUGCCAAUUUGAACACGGUCGUUCCUAAUAACAAGACACCUCCCGAGAUUAUGAAUGAUUUUGAUAAUCUAGAAUGUAUUUUUAGUCCCUCGGAAUUGCCAAGAGAUUUAAACACUCCUUCUGAUUCAAACGAUAAUAUCAAAAGGUCAAGAUGCCUGUGA